GUCGCACGCACGGGGCGUGGCGCGUGGCGCUGCGCCCGCGCAGGCGGCCGGCGCCACAGCCGCUGCGGAUGCUGCGGCGCGCGCACCUGUCGCGCAUCCUUGCCCACAGACACGCGAGUUCACGUGUGAUGACCAGUGACAGUGAUUGUGAAGCCCUAGGAUAACCUGCGCCUCUGAAGCAACCCUAGACGGGGCGAUGUUAAGCGUGGUGGUAGCGCUGGCGUGCCUGAGCUUGGCGCGCUGCUCGCCGGAGCCCCACGCGCUGCGCGUCCACCCGCGUAACGCACACACUGCCCUGGAACUUAACGGAGUCCUGGGCAAGAUCGAGGAGAGACUGCGGGUAUUGGACGCGGUCAGUGCGGCUCAGGCCAAGCAAGCGCGCAAGCUUGAAGUCAUGCAGGACAAACUAGAUCGUGUGGAGACCACACUCUCGUUAAGACUGGAAAGAGCUCAAUUAGCGGCUGAAAGACUGGAACAUAGGAUGCAUCUGCUUCAGACUAGUGUUGAAGCAGCGGUUAAAGAAAGUGCGGAUAAAAUAGAACGCAGCGAAGAGAAAAUUUUAGGGGUUGCGCAAAACUUGACGACUCAUAUAACCUCACACACACAUUUACUAGAAAAGGUCAGCGGCGCCUACGCCGAGACCUGGCGCCGAGGUCUGAUCCUCGAAUCGCUAAUGCGGGAUGGCCUGUCGCUAGUGAAUGUGACGAGACGUGAACUAGCUGACGGGCUGCGCGCUCUUGCCAGAAGGCAGCGGGACGCGCGCCUAACUUCCGCGGACUUAGAGGCCGCCUUUUCUAAACGGCUUACUGACAACACCUACAAAAUCGACUUGAAGAUGCAGGAGAUGAUGGAGGCACAGAAGCGUUUUGUGGACUCCUGUCAGCGAGUGCAGCUGGACGACCCCACUCACGUAGCUGACGUGCUGGACAAAUUGAUCGACUCGCUUAUCAAUAAAACAAAUUCUACAUUUCAAGAGCUGCAAGACAUUAAGGCUAGCAUGCGCAAUCACGAUUACAAAGUAAUGAAGUUGCUCAGUUCUGGGCGACCAUUGCAGAGCGACACUACCUGUAGACGUUUAGAGACCGUGUUCCGCAAUGCAUCUCACGCGACGUUCAAAGAAACGGAGCUGCAGCAGUUAACCGAGAAGUUUAUCGCGCUGACUGAACGCGCUGACGCGACGCUGCAGCGCCUCGAGGCGCGGCUUGGCGACGACGCCGACACGCCAGCUCAACCGUCUGAUGUCACCUCAGAAGCCGAUCGGUUGUUGCAGAAACUCAAAGGAAUUAAAAGUGAACAAGAGUCAGAAGAUGAAUACUGGGGAAGUGACGAGAACAAUGAGUUCUUUGAUUAUGGGGGUGAAGAUGACACCAACAAGAAUGAUGACAUCCUGAACAUAACGCCAAAGCCAGAUCACCAUGAUUUGGAGACCCCCUCAACAAGGGCUCCACACCGGAGACAUCUGCACAAACAUCCUUACGACCGGGGCCCUAGCUGGAGGAAGCCUCCUAUGUAACGAUUUAUGAUAAUUUUAUAUAAAAAAUUC
Messenger RNA from Cydia fagiglandana, 1543 nucleotides. RefSeq lists its product as uncharacterized. NCBI's taxonomy places the organism in Eukaryota, Metazoa, Arthropoda, Insecta, Lepidoptera, Tortricidae. Bases 197 to 1513 code for a protein of 438 amino acids. The record is from RefSeq and is a predicted model, not a curated record. The transcript is spliced from 10 exons.